UGGGGCAAAAAGUAGUUUUGUACCAAGUACUUCCGGUGGGGUCAUCGACUCGCUUUUUCUUCGUGAUUCUUCCCCGUGUUUACCCACGCGUGUUUUACUCUCGUGUGAGAAUGUGUUUUGGCGGCAGCUACAUUUAGCAAGUGAAUAAUAGCGUCCAGAGGCCGGUUCAGUUUAACGCUCCGUUUGAACGACUGUACCAACGCGGUGAGACAAGAGAGGCAAAAGAGGAAGCAGUAGCCAACCAUCUUUCUUCUCCUGCCAGCAAUAACAAGAAAGAGAGCAGGCUAGGUCUAAGGAGAGCUGUGUAGUUUGAGUUUAGCGACUGUUUUACACAACAUUAAGGAUUCGGGUUCAACCGUCCGAGUGUUGCGGUGCAUUAUAUUCAAGCUCCCGGGCACUGAGGUCACCCCGUCGCCGGUAAUCCUGGAAGUUUGGGAUCAGAAGACUGGCUGUGAAGAAUCAGUAUUCCCGUUUUUUCAUGUUUCCAACAGGUUUAUCUUCCCCUAACCCCCCACCACCGCCAACCCAGGAGGCAAGACCAGCAGCCACUGAUGUCAAAACCGACAGCGGUAACAUCACAUCUCCGAAGAAGAGGAAAAUAAACGGCUCUGAGAGGGAAGACGCCGCUGACACCAUCUCACCCUCGCCUCCCAAGACCCUGAAUUCCCCUUCUCCCUCCUCCUCUCCCACUCCGAUACACAUCCAGAAGAAGUUGAGGUUUGACGACUCGGUGGAUUUCAUUGGACUGGAUGUGAAAAUGGCUGAGGAGGCUGCCGCAGCGGCUGCGUCUUGCUCGAACAACAAGAGCAGCAAAGCCAUGUUCCUGCCCGGCGGCGCGGGGCACCACGCAAACGGACUGACGAAGACCGCAGCCUCUGGCACUUUCUCCAACAAUAAACCCGGCGCUGCCAAGAAACUAGUCAUCAAGAACUUCAAAGAAAAACCCAAGUUACCGGAGAACUACACGCAGGAGACCUGGCAGAAGCUGAAGGAGGCGGUGGAGGCCAUACAGAACAGCACGUCAAUCAAGUACAAUCUAGAGGAGCUCUAUCAGGCCGUCGAGAACCUCUGCUCACAUAAGAUUUCUGCCAAGCUUUACAAACAGCUGCGGGCUGUGUGUGAAGACCACAUCAAGGCACAGAUUGAUCAAUUCAGAGAGGAUGCCCUGGACAGUGUGCUUUUCCUCAAGAAAAUUGACAAGUGUUGGCAAGAUCACUGCAGACAAAUGAUCAUGAUUAGGAGUAUAUUUUUGUUUUUGGACCGCACCUAUGUUUUACAAAAUUCAAUGCUACCAUCAAUCUGGGACAUGGGUCUGGAGCUGUUCAGGUUCUACAUCAUCAGUGACCUGAAGGUCCAGAGUAAAACCAUCGACGGGAUUCUGCUGCUCAUUGAGAGGGAGCGGAACGGAGAGGCGAUAGACCGCAGUCUGCUGAGGAGCCUGCUGAGCAUGCUCUCUGACCUGCAGAUUUAUCAAGACUCCUUUGAGCAAAGAUUUUUGGAAGAAACCAAUCGCCUGUAUGCUGCAGAGGGACAGAGGCUGAUGCAGGAGAGAGAGGUACCAGAAUAUCUUCAUCAUGUCAACAAACGUUUGGAGGAGGAGGCAGACCGAGUCAUCACAUAUCUCGAUCAGAGCACACAAAAGCCGCUCAUUGCUACUGUGGAGAAGCAGUUACUUGGUGAACAUCUAACUGCAACACUGCAGAAAGGGCUGACUCAUUUGCUGGACGAGAACAGAAUUCAGGAUCUGUCUCUUCUCUAUCAGCUCUUUAGUCGAGUGCGAGGUGGUGUUCAGGUUCUACUGCAGCACUGGAUAGAGUACAUAAAGGCUUUUGGAAGCACAAUCGUAAUCAAUCCCGAAAAAGACAAAACAAUGGUUCAGGAGCUGCUGGACUUCAAAGACAAGGUGGAUCACGUCAUCGACAUCUGCUUCAUGAAGAACGAGAAGUUUGUCAAUGCCAUGAAGGAGGCGUUCGAAACAUUCAUCAACAAACGGCCAAAUAAACCUGCGGAGCUCAUUGCAAAACAUGUAGAUUCAAAACUAAGGGCAGGAAACAAAGAGGCAACAGAUGAAGAACUAGAGAAGAUGCUUGAUAAGAUUAUGAUUAUCUUUAGAUUCAUCUAUGGAAAGGACGUGUUUGAGGCCUUUUAUAAAAAGGAUCUAGCCAAAAGGUUGCUGGUCGGGAAAAGCGCGUCCGUUGACGCUGAAAAGUCAAUGUUGUCAAAGCUGAAACAUGAAUGUGGAGCAGCAUUCACCAGCAAACUGGAGGGGAUGUUCAAAGAUAUGGAGCUUUCUAAAGACAUCAUGGUGCAGUUCAAACAGUACAUGCAGUGCCAAAACAUUCCUGGCAACAUUGAGCUGACUGUCAACAUCCUCACUAUGGGUUACUGGCCAACCUAUGUCCCAAUGGAAGUGCACCUGCCUGCUGAGAUGGUGCGACUGCAAGAGAUCUUCAAGACUUUCUACCUGGGCAAACACAGUGGCAGGAAGCUGCAGUGGCAAUCGACACUAGGCCAUUGUGUUCUAAAAGCUGAAUUUAAGGAGGGCAAGAAGGAGCUGCAGGUAUCACUUUUCCAAACACUCGUUCUACUGAUGUUUAAUGAAGGAGAGGAGUUCACCUUGGAGGAGAUCAAACUGGCAACAGGAAUAGAGGACAGUGAACUGCGUCGGACUCUGCAGUCACUCGCUUGUGGAAAAGCGCGGGUUCUCACCAAAGUCCCUAAAAGCAAAGAGAUAGAGGACGGCGACAAGUUUUCCUGCAACAAUGACUUUAAACACAAGCUCUUCAGAAUCAAAAUAAACCAAAUCCAGAUGAAAGAAACGGUGGAGGAGCAAGCCAGCACCACAGAGAGAGUCUUCCAAGAUCGUCAGUAUCAGAUAGAUGCUGCCAUUGUGAGGAUUAUGAAGAUGAGGAAGACUCUGAGCCAUAAUCUCUUGAUGUCCGAAGUGUACAACCAGCUCAAGUUCCCUGUGAAGCCUGCUGACUUGAAGAAGAGGAUAGAGUCUCUUAUUGACAGGGACUAUAUGGAGCGUGACAAGGAGAACUCCAACCAGUACAACUAUGUGGCUUAACGAAAGAAAAAGUGACAGAAAAAAAAGAGAUGCAGAUGAUGCAGACAGCUUGAAAGCUGUUCUGAGUGAUCGGUCUCUCAAUCUUUUUUGCUCCAGUGGAUGUUAACAUUUAUCAUCUUCAACCUAGCGACCGACGAGUGAAUGGAUACUGCUCGCUCCACAGGGCUUUUGUCAGGGGUCUUCUGAUCCUGUGGACUGCAUGCCCAUUGAAAAGAGAAUAUUGUCCAUAUUUCUCAGUGCCUCUGAGAGAGUUGGGCUACCGUGGACAAAGAAGACUUACAGAUGUUGUUUGUUUGCUCUUUUUUUCUUUCUUUUUUUUUAAUGGAGAGGAAAACUAUUUAUUUUCAAACUUAGAUUCUCCUUUGACCAUAGUUUGAAUCAAUAUGCUCUUUGUUACCAAGUCACUUUUUUUUCUUUUUGUUCACUCAGUAUCAAGCAAAUGCUGACACCCUUAACUUUGCUCUAAAUGUACCUACCACACAUUAAAAGUAAACAAAAAAAGGAUAAAAAUGAUUAAACUAAUGCUUGUUUCUUCAGCCAGUGUCAAAUGUGGGACUUUUGGACUAAUGUGGGACUUUUGGACUAACUUAAAGAUUAGGGAACUGAUGAUUGGUAAUUGAUCUGUGUCAGAUGAAUGAUCCUGCAGCAAGGUUUUACAAGGCCAUGGAGCUCUUUGAUAAAGCUGUGAUCAUAAAUACACAAAGUAUAGUUUGUGCCAAAAAAAAAAAGGAGCACUUCAUGUGUUAUAAGGUGUACUCAAGCUGCUAAAACAGUUCAGUUGUUUCAGUAUAUGCAUUUUUUUUUCUUUCUUUGUGUUUGUACAUACUUCCCAAAAGUUACAUGAUCCCAUCUGAAAAUCAGCUGCUUUUUAGGCUUUUGUUAACCCGUAGAAAGUAUACUAAAAGCACAAUGUCAUCCGAGCUCAUCCUCUCAUCUUCCCUGGCAUCAUAUCACACAUACACUAUAUUUUCUGGGUUUUUUUUGUAAGUCUCCUUGUGGGGCUUGUUGGCCUUUGCUAAAAAAGCAGGAGUGGAUCACCUCAAAAAAAGGUGAAAAAUAUGACUGAUAAUAGACAUGCCCUUGUUUGUACGAGUCUGUUAGAUUUAUUGCUUCAGAUUAAAACAACUGUUUCAA
This is a messenger RNA of Solea solea (common sole), 4204 nucleotides long. It is a transcript of the gene cul4b, whose product is annotated as cullin 4B. Gene Ontology annotation, biological process: ubiquitin-dependent protein catabolic process; protein ubiquitination; DNA damage response. The record is from RefSeq and is a predicted model, not a curated record. Lineage: Eukaryota; Metazoa; Chordata; Actinopteri; Pleuronectiformes; Soleidae. Gene Ontology annotation, molecular function: ubiquitin protein ligase binding. Gene Ontology annotation, cellular component: Cul4B-RING E3 ubiquitin ligase complex. The coding region runs from base 479 to 3070 and encodes 863 amino acids. The transcript is spliced from 20 exons.